Molecule: messenger RNA, 1458 nt
Organism: Halichondria panicea
Lineage: Eukaryota; Metazoa; Porifera; Demospongiae; Suberitida; Halichondriidae
Exons: 7
Coding region: 128-1312 (394 amino acids)
Source: RefSeq, a predicted model, not a curated record
UGUACGUACAGGAUGCAGCCCUCACAGUACAGCUUGUUGCUACAAAAAGUACAAGGAAACAACAUUUCCUACGUACCUCGGUGAGAACUUAAGGAGCUAACUGUCUUGAAGUAUAUGCAGUACCAAUAUGUGCAAGCUACUGAUCAGCGUUUUUGUCAGCUUGCUCCUACUGACCACCUCACACGCACAACACGAGGAGGGAGAGACUACCAGUAGUGAAUCAGUGGAGACCAAAGCAACUCCACCAUGUGCCCGACCCUUAGAAGAUCUGCGUCAUUCUAUUGAAGAGAUAUUCCCUAAGAACUACACCGUCUAUCUGAACUGUAUAUCGUUUGAUGGGGAGGGUGCUCUCAGAACCGCCAUAGCCUCGGGGGAAUUGACGGGAGAGGCUAAUCUGAGAUAUCUGAUUGAGUGUAGAGGGGAUGUUCUAGUGGCUCAGUCAACGGCUGGGUCACUUGACAGGACGAACAUGGAGACUGGGUGUCUGGAGUGUAACAACACCGCCACUCAGUCCUGUGUCAAUGAAUGUGCGCCCGAGUGUGAGAGGUGCUAUGGUACUGUUGGUAAGUGUACGAGGUGUACCGCCUGUACGUCCGGACUGGCUGAGGAGUGUCGCUACGAGAGUGGGCAUACCCUAGAGUGUGCUACCCAGUGUCCCGUGUCCCCUCUCGAUAACACAGUCAGUGCAUUCACCAUCAACCAUGACGAGUACAACUAUUGUGAGUGCGCUGCUCCGUCAGUUAUAAACUUGAACGAAUACCCAGCUGCAAAUGCUGAGGCUGAGGUAGAGUGCGAGGAAGGGGGAGAGCCAGAGCCACUACCCAGCUCAUGUGAUGCUACGUGCAGGCUGGAGCCGGGGCACGAAAGAAACAACGAGAGUAACAUCUGCUUUGCCUGUGGGAUAGCCAACUGUGUGAGGUGUGUCCGCAACCCGAACAGAUGCACUGAAUGUUUGCGAGAUACAGUGCGCUAUGUGGACGAGCAUGGCGAAACUGAGUGCUUUGCUUGCCCACUUGCCGAAAUUGCCUACGAGGCCAACCUCCAGGAGGAGGAGCUUGAGGAGGAGGAGGAGGAACAGCGUGAAAGGACAAUUGCACUUGCUAUUUCCCUGCCGUUAGUGGUGGUGCUUAUCAUCAUAUUCUUUGUGAGCAUGUCAUUGUUUGCUCAUCAUCGCUACCCCCACGUCAGUUACCAUGGCAGGAAGAGACACAGAAAACCUCCUGCUGGCCUGCCCAAUACUUUUGAGGGAAGCGGUGUCGACGAACAACCAUCUCAUGUUUGGAGACCACGCCCAACUAUCGUGCUCCGGUAGCCCAUGAAGACAGCACUUUCAAACAACAUGCUAUCAAUAAUGUGGAUAUUUUUCAGUAAAAUGUAACGUAGAAAUUAUGAUGUGCGUUUAUCUUGUGUUUUUAAUGCUGUAAACAUGUUGCCAUGACAAUUGUGAACUAGCCUUGA